GACCAAGGUUCGUUUUCUCGGUUGGUUGUAGCCGGCGACUCGAAUGAAAAUAAAUCGGCGGUACGACGAACUGGUUCGUGCGUUCGCGUAAAGCGGUCGUGCGGCCCGGUAGAGAACAGAGACAGAGGCGAUAUAAUAUAUCGGGCGAGCGCGAGUGAGAAGGAGGGGAGAUUGCUCUCGCGACGCGGGACAAGGCCCGGUGUGUGUUGCCUUGUUUGGACCGUGGAAAAAAAGGCCCUAUCGGACAACAAUCGGCCGUUACGGCCGAGAUACAGAGGUCCCGCGAGAUGUCUCUGACGUGCCGAGUCCAGUAUCUGAAUGACGUCGAUCCGUUUGCCUACGCGAGCUCCUAUCCAGAGCCACCUAGGCCGCCUGUGCACACCUUCAGCGCGACCUUGCCACUAAUUAACCAGCUCGCAGCGGUGCAUCGACUUCUACGGGCGCCUCACAGGCUUGAUGAUACGGCGCUCCAGCUCUACAAAGAUGGCGACUAUGGUGCCUAUUUGGACCUCGAAGCUUCCAUCAGCGAGCAACAAGAAGAAUUCGAAGGGUUCCAAACCAACCGAAAGAACUCGAUCGUUCUCAGGACACAGCUGUCCGUGAGGGUGCACACCAUCAUAGAAAAAUUGCUGAACAGCGAGGGCCGCGAGCUGCGACGAGCUCUCUUCUCCCUCAAGCAGAUCUUUCAGGAGGACAAGGACCUGGUUCACGAGUUCGUGCAAAAUGAUGGGCUUGCUUGCCUCAUCAAGGUUGGAAGCGAGGCUGACCAGAAUUACCAAAAUUAUAUACUACGAGCUCUUGGCCAGGUGAUGCUCUACGUGGACGGUAUGAAUGGAGUGAUGGAACACGGUCAGACGGUCCAGUGGUUAUACACGUUAAUAGCGAGCCGGUUCCGAUUGGUGGUGAAGACCGCGCUCAAGCUUUUGCUUGUGUUCGUCGAAUACGUCGAGACGAACAGUCUGUUGCUGGUCAGAGCCGUUAGAUCGGUCGAUACGUCCAGAGGCAUGAUACCCUGGACAAACGUGAUGAAGCUGUUGAAGGAUUACGACGCGGCCGACACGGAAUUGCUGAUAUACGCGACAACGUUGGUCAACAAGUGUCUGAACGGUAUACCGGAUCAGGACACUUAUUACGAUCAGGUCGACUGUUUGGAGGAGCAAGGGAUAGAGGGCAUCAUCCAGAGGUACAUGUCGAAGCAAGGAACCGAUCUUGAUCUACUAAGGCAAUUUCAGAUCUACGAGGCGGUGCUGCAUCACGAGGAUGGGAACGAUAGAGGCUCGCCUAUUCGCCAGCUGGAUGAUAAUAUCAGGAAGACGCUGCGAAACCGGAAGUCCCUGGUGGAUUCGCACGAACGGCGAAAAUCCCGGCGGCACUCGACGGGCACGUCCCCAUUGUCGAUGUCCUUGAACGCGCGACUAAGUCCACGGCUCAACCACUCGUUGGGUCUAAGCUCUCUGAACAACACGCUAAACUCGAGUUUGCCCGACGACGACGACGAGUCGAGCAGCUCUCAAAGUUCGCAGGGUCAUCUAGGCGAGGUCCAAUUGAAUGGCAGCUACAAGGAGAACAAAGUGGACGUUGGCGUGACACCGGCGUUGAGACGUCGAAGGGAACGAGCCGAGAGGCAGAGGAGCUUUAUCAGGGAGCAGCAGGAAGCCACGGCGAACAUGCGAGCAUCCGUGGUGCCCUCGGACGAUCAGGAAAGUCCCUACGCGACGAACGGGCUGCGUUACACGAACGGCACGUCGUACGAAAGAAAUGCGGACUCGCCGUCGAAUAAGUUGUCCAGGACGAGCAGCAGGAAGGAUUUGACGCCUCUGAUGAACGCCGCGAACAAGCUCGACUCCGAGGAGAAGAAACCAUGGUACGGGAAGAGCCCGGACGAGGGUGUCGAGUGCGACGAGGGUAAUCACACCGACGAGGACGAGGAUCGUCGAGUGGUUCUACAAUUGAAGAGGGAAGGGACCGUGAAAGAUCUCACGCAAAAGUUGGCCGCUCAAAAUCUUAUACCGAGCAGCCCGGUCGAGGAGAAGGUUUCCAGGAUAGGGGACAUGAGCGGACUGAUCUCGAAGGCGAAGGAGGGUCUCGCCAAGUCCAAGUCGAAGGCGGACGUGUUGAAGUCACCGACCGGGGACAAUCUGCCCACGAAACCUCAAGAAGCGAAGAAAUCCGAGAACGAGUUGCACUGGGAGGAGCUGGUUAAGAAAUUAAAACGGCCUCUCGAGCUCUGCGACCUCGACUUCACCGAUCUGAAUUCGGACGACGAGGUGGACGUUCUCGGCCCCGUGAACGUGACCAACGGGGUGCCUCCACCUCCACCGCCCAUGGUACCGACCCCAGGCGGCGCGCGGGCACCACCCCCGCCCCCCUUAGGGGCGAGGCUACCGCCCCCCGUGCCCCAAGCGCCUCCACCGUUGUUCGGGGUGAAUCUCAAGUCGCCAAGAUCGCCGACCGCGACCGAUAAUGGAAAUACACCGAAGAGCCCGCCACCGGCGUUCACGAAGAAGAGCAAGAAGACGGUGAAGCUGUUCUGGAAGGAGGUGAGGGAUGACCCGAUCAUAUUGUCCAGGCUCGACAAGAACAAGAUGAUAUGGGACGAAUUGUCGCCUGUACCUGUUGACACCCAGAAGCUCGAGCAUCUGUUCGAGAGCCGCGCCAAGGAUCUCAUCACGAAGGAGAAACAACAAGAGAUGAACAAGAACAAGGAGAUCAUCGUGCUGGACCAUAAACGAUCGAAUGCUAUCAACAUCGGGAUGACCAAGUUACCUCCACCAAGAUCGAUUAAGACAGCUAUUUUGAAAAUGGACGCUACGAUUAUGAACAGGGAGGGUAUCGAGAAACUAUUGACUAUGCUGCCAACCGAGGAGGAGAGGUCUAGGAUACAAGAGGCGCAGGCCGCCAAUCCUGACCUACCUUUGGGAUCGGCCGAGCAGUUCCUUCUAACUUUGGCCUCCAUCUCGGAGUUGCCAGCCAGGCUGAAACUUUGGGCGUUUAAACUGGACUUUGAGAAUUCGGAAAAGGAAAUUGCGGACCCUUUGAUGGAUCUGAAGCAGGGAAUGGAGACCCUGCGAGUGAAUAAAACGUUCCGCGGGAUUCUGAGCACGCUCCUUUCGAUCGGGAUAUUCCUCAACGGAAAUGAGGUGAAGGGCUUUCAGCUGGAAUACCUCGCCAAAGUACCUGAAGUGAAGGAUACGGUUCACAAGCACUCGUUGCUUCAUCACCUUUGCCACAUGGUGAUGGAGAAGUUUCCGGAUUCCACGGAUCUCUAUUCCGAGAUCGGAGCAGUGACAAGAGCUUCGAAAAUCGACUUCGACGAGCUUGCAGCGAACAUCGGGAAAUUGGAGAGCGAGUGCAAGGCAUCGUGGGAUCAUCUGAAGCUCAUCGCGAAGCAUGAUGGCUCGACGAUGAUGAAAGUCAACAGAAUGUCAGACUUCCUGGCCGACUGCGCGGAGAGGAUAAUAGUGCUGGGGAUAGUGCACAGGCGGAUCAUAAAUCGAUUCCACAAAUUCAUCCUCUGGCUGGGCAUCCCAUUGCACAGGGUGCAGGACACGAAGCCGAACGAGUUUUGCCGUAUCGUGUCCGAGUUCGCGCUCGAGUACAGAACCACCAGGGAGAGGGUGAUACAGCAGCUCGAGAAAAAAGCCAAUCACCGUGAAAGAAAUAAGACCAGGGGAAAGAUGAUCACAGAGGUUGGCAAAUUCAGGACGAAAGAGGAUCGCGCGGACGCGGAGCUCAGACAAUUGCUUGGAAGCGAUAUCUCCGAUGUCGAGAGUAUUCACGGCACCCUUCCGUGGAGAAGACAGAGGAAAGAUGGUCGCACCUCAUUGGGCCCAUUGCUCCGCGACGAGAACACAAAUGGAAAUCUGACUGACGGCGAUGACGAGUUGCUGGAAUCCCUGGUGAAGACGGCGACGAAAACGCCUGCAACGAGGACAACGCCAAGGGAACGCAAGAGGACCAGACACGCCGAUCGUAAGUCUUGUAAGUGUGAUCCCCGCACCCUGCACCUAACCUCCCUUCUUCCGCGCUGAUCGAUCUAUAGAUUCUUCCUUAAAAAUCGAUCGUUUGAUCGGUUCUUCAUUAUCGAUACACUGGUGUUUUAUGGAUCAAUUUUUUUCUCGUGAGGACUCCAUCUUACUUCAUAACUUCAUUAUAAAGAAAUUUAUUCAAAUGAUUUCAAUUUUUUAUUCAUUGUAUUUUUUGUAAUGAAUAGUGAUUUAUAAAAGUGCGUUAUUCAAUACUUUAGUAAAAUCUUGUAAUAUCUUAAAGAAGAUUAUUAAAAAUAAAAUUUAUUUCAAUGGA
Apis mellifera (honey bee) is the source of this 4302-nucleotide messenger RNA. RefSeq names its product jazigo (gene Fhos). Gene Ontology annotation, molecular function: actin filament binding. Gene Ontology annotation, biological process: cortical actin cytoskeleton organization; actin filament network formation. Gene Ontology annotation, cellular component: cytoskeleton; cytoplasm. The transcript has 18 exons. The record is from RefSeq and is a predicted model, not a curated record. The coding region runs from base 288 to 4031 and encodes 1247 amino acids. Lineage: Eukaryota; Metazoa; Arthropoda; Insecta; Hymenoptera; Apidae.